UCAGGAAGAUCAGCUUCCCCUGAACUUCACCGAAUCCCACUGAGAAUAUCGCAGAGAUCAGAACGGCUGCGGGGGAAAGUUCAAGAGCCGAAAAACCUUCUAAAUGACGAUGAUUGCGAGCAGCUUGAUGCGUCUCGUGAUGCUCCUCUCCAUUAACGAUGUCAUAUACGCCGAUGGAAAUAGUCAUCUGACCAUAAGGUCUCUGCAAACGGACAGGCCUAAGAGGACAAUGAAGUAUCCAUGUGCUGAUUCAGAACCAUUGCCCAUGUCAGGUCCCGAUGUCCGUGAUGCCGACCAAGCCCUCCUUUCGGACAAACUCCAGCCAUGUCCCGAGCAGGAGCAAUGGGAUUGGGCUCCAAACCUGACAGACACAAACCCAUCCGCUCAACAAUCCAGGAAAAGGCUCUCGGUGAAAAGAGGAAAAGCUAAGAAGAUGUUCGGCUGGGGAGAUUUUCAGUGCAAAGUGAAGUCCACGAGCCUCAAUCUGCUCAUCGCUGGGAAGAUUGUGGAUCAUGGCAAUGGAACGUUCAGCGUUUAUUUCCGAUAUAACACCACCGGAGGUGGAAACGUCUCCGUGAGGCUGGUUCCUCCAAGCAAAUUGGUGGAAUUUGAUGCAGCUGCUCAAACCGUUCUGCACUCGGUGGAGUCGAGGAUGUUUAACUGCAGGGUGGAGUAUGAGAGGGUGGAGAGAGGUACCAAAAGCACGCGCUGCUGGUACGACCCGUCUCAUAGCUGCGACCAGGAUCAGACUCACAGCCAUGUUUCUUGGCUCUGCUCAAAACCGUUCAAAGUCAUCUGCGUCUACAUAUACUUCUACAGCUUGGACUACAAACUGGUGCAGAAAGUCUGCCCAGAUUACAAUUACCACAGCGAGUCUCCUUACUUACCUUUUGGAUGAUCACUUAUUUCUCAUAGUAGAGGAACGAGUACAUGCGUUUAUUCUAAGAUAAUUGGGCAGUUUCCCAUUUUGAACAGGAAUACGAAAAGUUCACUAAUCGUGUCAUGAUUUGCCCAUCGACGUAACAUGCUCUGAUUCAUAGUAAUAAUCUGUAGUAAUUGUAAUAAUUUGAUUGUGGUUGGCAUGAGUGUUAC
This is a messenger RNA of Puntigrus tetrazona (Sumatra barb), 1092 nucleotides long. Its product is annotated as neurexophilin-1-like. The transcript is spliced from 2 exons. The record is from RefSeq and is a predicted model, not a curated record. Gene Ontology annotation, molecular function: signaling receptor binding. NCBI's taxonomy places the organism in Eukaryota, Metazoa, Chordata, Actinopteri, Cypriniformes, Cyprinidae. The coding region runs from base 104 to 898 and encodes 264 amino acids.